Trematomus bernacchii (emerald rockcod) is the source of this 1488-nucleotide messenger RNA. RefSeq names its product vascular cell adhesion protein 1-like. The coding region runs from base 55 to 1476 and encodes 473 amino acids. The transcript has 8 exons. Lineage: Eukaryota; Metazoa; Chordata; Actinopteri; Perciformes; Nototheniidae. The record is from RefSeq and is a predicted model, not a curated record.
CAUUUGUUGGACACCUUACAUUACUUCCUGAAUUGCACAUUUUGAAUCCUGAAUAUGGUGACCAACAUGUUGCUGCUAGUCCUCUUUGUUUCAGAUUUUCUCCCACAUCUUGUCGAAGGUGCUUGUGAGGCCCUUCGCAUCACCACACCGAAGCAGAUGGAAGCACUGAGUGGAUCCUGUUUGCUGAUCCCGUGUAUCUUCAGCGCUGACCCAGCUGAGGGCUUCAACAGCGCACGAGAAAUCUUUGGAGUGUGGAUGAAAAAAGAGUCCGCAUUUGACCAAAAACCAAAGAACGUGAUUUUCCACAGUGAUGGGACAAUCAACAGAUAUCCAAUGAGUAUUACAGGAAACCUGAGACAGGGAAACUGCACCACUCUGUUUUCUACUUUGGAAGAAAUUCACACAAACAAAUACUUCUUCAGGAUUGAGAACAGCCCAUUUCUGGCAACAGCUGCAUGUGAUCCUCUUCAAAUAACAGUGAAAGAUUCUCCUCGGAGCCCCACCAUUGAGAUCUCAGGUGAUCUGAAGGAGGCGGAGUCUGUCACUGUAACCUGCUCAGCUCCAGCUCUCUGUCCACACUCCCCUCCUAAACUCACCUGGACUCUCCAACAAGACCCUCCCAACACAAUGGAGGAAAACCCAGAUCGGACCUUCACGACUAAGAUCCAGAAGACCCUCACUCUGACAGACCAACAUGAUGGAUUCAACAUCACCUGCUCUGCCAGCUAUCCUGUGAAUGAAGGGAAAGAUGUGAAGACAGCAGAGGAGACAAAGACUCUCCAUGUUUCAUAUGCUCCUAAGGACACCUCCGCCUCCGUCAGUCCGCCCUCAGGUUCGGUGUCAGCGGGCAGCUGGGUGGAGCUGAGCUGCUCCAGCAGAGCCCAGCCUCCCGUCAGCAGCUUCACCUGGUUCAAGGUGAGCCAAGAUGGAGACACGAACGUCUCACAGGGACAGAUUUACAGCUUUAAUGCCACAGAGGGAGGACGUUAUUACUGUGUGGCUACAAAUGCUCUUGGUAAAGAAACCUCACCAAAGAUCCAUCUGGCUAACGGAGGAGACAAACAGCUUCAUGGCUCUUCACCAUGGGGGGGAGUUGUUGGGGGGAUCAUUGGGAUCAUGAUACUCAUCUGUUUUGCUGUUGCUGUUUGGUGGUUGAAGUCCAAACACACAACUCAAGAACAGUCACAGCAGGGGGAGCAGAUCAGGGGAGAACAUGAGACACAAAUCAAUGCUACGCAGAGGCUAACAGCUGUCCAAGAAUCAGCCGCAGCAACAGAAACAGGAGAAGAAAUCCACUACGGAGAGAUCGACUUCUCCAAGCAGAGGAAUAAAAGUCCCCCUGUCUCAGAGCAGGACGGUGGACAGACGGAGGACACGCUGUACGCUGAGGUCAAAGUGUCAGAGACAGCAAACAGACCAGAGGACCUCUACGCUCAAGUGAAAAGGAAAUUAAUGUAUAGACAUGUCUUUUUUUAAACAAAUAUUCAG